AUGUCGGAAGUUUAUAGUAUAGAACCCAAAACAUCUGGAAGAGUAAUUAUUUACACAAGCUUAGGAGAAUUAGAGGUCUUACUUUUUUGUAACGAAUGUCCAAUAGCUUGCCAAAAUUUCAUUCAGCUAUGUUUAAAUAACUAUUAUAACAAGAAUAAAUUUUUCCGAGUUAUUCCAAAAUUUCUAAUUCAAACAGGCGAUCACACGAAUACUGGACUGCACAAUGAAUACGCAUUCAAGGAACCUUUUAAGAAUGAAUACAACAGCCGUUUGAAAUUCUUAUACACAGGUUGCAUAUCUUUUGCAAAUUUAAAUAUAGAAAAACCUUCAAAUGGGAGUCAAUUUUUUAUAACUUUGGAUAAGGCAGAAUAUCUGAAUAACAAAAGUACAUUGUUUGGAAAGGUAGCAAAGCAUAGCAUAUAUAAUUUGCUGAAAUUUAAUAAUAUAAAAACAAAUAAGAAUGACGAACCGAUAGAAGAUAUUCCAUACAUUGAAUAUAUUAAAAUCGUUGAAAAUCCUUUUCAUCAUCUAGUUCCUUAUGCAAACUAUGAUAAGGAUGACAGAGACACUUCAGCACAAGAGAUAGUGACAAAGAGCACAAAAAAGCUGAAAAGCAGUUUACUCUCAUUUGGCUAUGACGAGGUGGAGGAUGAAGAGGCUGCAUCUGCUGAUGUGACUUCUGCUGAUGUGACUUCUGCCGGUGUGACUUCUGCUGAUGUGGCUGCGCAUGCUCCACUUCUACCUGACCGAUCCCAUUAUCACCACGAAAAAUGGAACCAAACAAUCCAAUCAGCACAGGACGAAGAGCAGUUGUCGAGAGAACGAACGGAUGACACACCUCGCGAAAGCGUCGACAUGAGCGAAAUGACAAUCCAAGCGUGUCCAAAAGAAAGAACGCAAAAGGAGAACCCUGAAAUAAACAAAAAUGACAACAAGCUAGAUGUGGACAAAAUAAAUAUGUUAAAAAAAAGAACAAAAGAUAUCGAAAAAUCUGCAACGAACAAAAAGAAAAACCAUUCGGGCAUUCGGGAUUUGGUAACCUUGGAUGAUGCAUACUUAAGGAAGAUGAAAAAGUACAAAAAAAUGUCCAAAUCGGAAAGAGAAAAACAGUCUUUGAAAAAAUUAGAAGAAUUCGACAGUAGACUGAAGGAUCUUUUUUCUGGAGACGGAGAAAAAAGUCAAGGGGUGAAACACGAUUGGCUAAACACUGAGGGAUUGAAAUUCAAAAUUGAUUCUACCAAUGCAUACGAAUAUGAAGACAUAAAGAAGAAUAUGAUAAAUCCUAUGGAAAACGAAAAAAAGCGUCCGUACGACUCGAAAUUCAGUGUGCAGAAGUACUUAAAGGAAAAGCAAGGGAAAAAAAGACCAUUCAAAGUAACGAUUGGAAAAUAA
Molecule: messenger RNA, 1392 nt
Organism: Plasmodium gonderi
Lineage: Eukaryota; Apicomplexa; Aconoidasida; Haemosporida; Plasmodiidae
Product: cyclophilin
Exons: 8
Coding region: 1-1392 (463 amino acids)
Biological process (GO): protein peptidyl-prolyl isomerization
Cellular component (GO): catalytic step 2 spliceosome
Molecular function (GO): peptidyl-prolyl cis-trans isomerase activity
Source: RefSeq, a predicted model, not a curated record